Messenger RNA from Malassezia japonica, 834 nucleotides. It is a transcript of the gene EFM6, whose product is annotated as Protein-lysine N-methyltransferase efm6. Bases 1 to 834 code for a protein of 277 amino acids. Gene Ontology annotation, molecular function: protein-lysine N-methyltransferase activity. Gene Ontology annotation, cellular component: cytoplasm. Gene Ontology annotation, biological process: peptidyl-lysine methylation. The transcript is spliced from 3 exons. The record is from RefSeq and is a predicted model, not a curated record. NCBI's taxonomy places the organism in Eukaryota, Fungi, Basidiomycota, Malasseziomycetes, Malasseziales, Malasseziaceae.
AUGGACGCGGCGUGGUUGUUUGGGCGUGCGGACGACUCCCCGCCGCCGUCCCCGGAUCUGGAGCCGAACAAUGGCCUGGAGGUGAUUCCCGACCAGAUCCCAUCGAUCAUCGGGCAGCAUGCUGUGAUUUCCUACUUUUCUGAUCCGACAAAAAACCCCCAAACGGCGAUCGAGUCGGAAGAGGCGCCGGCGCAGGCGCCGCCCGCGGCGGCCGAGCGCACCGUGUACCCCAUCUAUCUGACGCUGGACAUGACGAGCGGGUGUGGUGGCACGAUCUGGCCGGCCGCCGAGGUGCUCGGCUCGUACAUCGCGUCGAUUCCGACGCGCACCGGGUGCACGCUCGAGACGCACCCAUGGCGCGGCAAGACGAUCGUCGAGCUCGGCAGCGGCACGGGCCUGAUUGGAUUCCUCGUCGCGAGCAUUGGGUGCGGUGCAACGACGUGGAUCACCGACCAGGUGCCGAUGCUGCCGCUCAUGGAGGAGAACACGAAACUGAAUACGACGUGGAUGAUCGAUGCGUGCCAUACCGAGGAACUCAACUGGGGCGAGCCGCUCCCGGACAGCGUGCCGGCCAAGCCCGACGUCCUGCUGCUCGCCGACUGCGUCUAUCGCGAAGAGGCCUUCCAGCCGCUGGUUGAUACUAUGGUCGACCUCGCGACGCCCACGACCGAGAUCCUCUUUAGCUACCACAAGCGCCGCAAGGCCGACAAGCGCUUCUUUGUCAUGCUCAAGAAGCACUUUGCCUAUACCCAUGUGGAGGACGACGAUCCGGCGCGGCGGACGGCGUACAAUCGGGAGGGGACGUCGCUGAUGCGUAUGCAUCUACGUACAUAG